Molecule: messenger RNA, 2788 nt
Organism: Populus nigra (black poplar)
Lineage: Eukaryota; Viridiplantae; Streptophyta; Magnoliopsida; Malpighiales; Salicaceae
Product: mechanosensitive ion channel protein 2, chloroplastic-like
Exons: 13
Coding region: 556-2682 (708 amino acids)
Biological process (GO): transmembrane transport
Cellular component (GO): membrane
Source: RefSeq, a predicted model, not a curated record
UCUCCCUAACAAAAGAAGUCUCCGUUCAUUAUUUUUUUUCCCAGUAGAAAGUGCGAAGAAACUUAACACAAACUUUAGGGUAUCCAAUUUCUUGACUCCUUCCCUCUUUAUUUUCCCACUAAUUGUCCCGGAAGAUGUCAUCGUUUGUUUCCUGAUAAAAGAACUCAAAGUUGCAGUUUAGAUUUUGAUUAGGUUCUGGAGUUCUUUUUGUGUUUGGUUGUUGAGAAAGUAGUGGAGAGAAGGAAAAUCGAAGCCUCUUCUAAAAUAACUAGCACCAAGUCAAAGUCCUGUUACAUUAGGCUUAAAAAGAAAGUUAUAUUACAAUAUUUUAGCUCCAAGAUUCAUGUUCUUAAUUGCUGAUGUAGUUUCUGUUUUGGUUCAUGCACUGAAACUUUGAUCUUGGCAGGUUUCAAUAAUUGUUUGUUCUGUACACUAAUAUACGUAUUUGAUCUGUGCACUCAGAUUUUAAACAUAGUUUAGGCUAGAGUUUCUAAGGUGAAGUGAUUUUGAAAUAUUGAGCAACAAGCAACAGCAUCUUCAACAUUGAAUUUGAGUAUGACGCGUGCUAGUUCUAUGAGAUUGUCUCAUGAACUAAGGGUUCACAAUUGUCAUGGAUGCAAUAAUCAAUAUACUAGUGCGAGCAGAGUGCAGCUGGUUAAUGCCAAUCUCUCUUCUCAAUUCUUGCGACUGGAUCCUUGGGGUCUUCAUUUUCUAAACAGCACACGUGGGCCACCGAGUCCUGUACCUUCCAGAUGUAAUGUGUUCCUCUGCCGAUCUGUUCUAACUCCAGGUGGAGGGAAUGAGAUUCCUGUUCUGAAAUCUGCAGCAUUGGCCUUUACAAGGUCCUAUGAUGCUCUUCGUGGAAGUAAUCUGGUGCUUAAAUUGAUCCCAGCUAUUGGUAUCAUUACCUUCGCUGCAUGGGGACUUGGCCCACUCAUAUGGUUGGGAAGGACUAUUUUUCUCCAUAAAUCUGAUAAUAGUUGGAAAAAGAGUAGGACUCAUUAUGUUAUGACCUCUUAUCUUCAACCUUUGCUGCUAUGGACUGGAGCAACACUCAUCUGCAGAGCAUUAGAUCCAGUAGUUCUACAAUCGGAAGUGAGCCAGGCUGUGAAACAACGACUUCUGAAUUUUGUUCGUUCAUUAUCAACCGUGGUGGCAUUUGCCUAUUGUUUGUCCAGCUUGAUUCAACAGGCACAAAAAUUCAUCACAGAGACAAAUGAAUCCAGUGAUGCGAGAAAUAUGGGCUUUAGUUUUGCUGGAAAAGCUGUUUAUACUGCAGUCUGGAUUGCUGCUGUAUCUCUGUUCAUGGAAUUGCUGGGUUUCUCUACACAAAAGUGGCUCACAGCUGGAGGACUUGGUACAGUGUUGCUCACGCUUGCUGGUCGAGAGAUAUUUACGAAUUUCCUUUCAAGUAUAAUGAUCCAUGCUACACGGCCAUUUGUUUUGAAUGAAUGGAUUCAGACAAAAAUUGAAGGUUAUGAAGUUUCUGGUACUGUUGAGCAUGUGGGCUGGUGGUCACCAACAAUUAUAAGAGGCGAUGAUCGUGAAGCUGUUCACAUUCCGAACCACAAGUUCAGUGUGAGUAUUGUGAGAAAUCUUAGCCAGAAGACUCAUUGGCGCAUCAAGACCCACCUUGCCAUCAGUCACUUGGAUGUCAAAAAAAUUAAUAAUAUUGUAGCUGAUAUGCGCAAAGUUUUGGCCAAAAAUCCGCAAAUUGAGCAGCAAAGGUUGCACAGAAGAGUUUUCCUGGAUAAUAUCAAUCCAGAGAAUCAAGCUCUUAUGAUUUUGGUUUCAUGCUUUGUGAAAACCUCACAUUUUGAAGAGUACCUGUGCGUAAAGGAAGCAGUCCUCUUGGAUCUUCUUAGAGUUAUCAGCCAUCAUCGUGCUCGGCUUGCCACACCCAUUCGUACAGUACAGAAAAUAUACAGCGAGGCUGAUUUGGAGAAUGUGCCAUUUUCUGACUCCAUUUUCACACGUUCUGGAGCCACUGCUAACCAUCCAUUAUUGCUGAUUGAGCCCUCUUAUAAAAUUAACAGUGAAGAUAAAGUUAAAGCUUCAAAUCGUUCACUUCGUGCUAAUGAGGAAAAGGAUGCAAAGGUUGAAGCAGCCCUGGUAUCUGAGUUGAAAGCAGAUACCAAGGCUGGAUCAAUGCCAGUUGUUGAUUCAAAACGAGAUAAGGUCAUUGCAAAAUCUACCUCCAACUCCAGCACAAAUUCUAAGGUCUCAGAUAUCUCGGCAUCUGAUCCUCAACUUAUCAGUUCAACGCCUGAAAACUCAGUUAAAAACAGUCCUGGAGCACAGCAGUCUAAUGGAAAUAUGGGGGAUAGAUGGCAGGAGACAUUGGGACCAAAUUCUGAAUGCAUAACCUCUAAUAGAGCAACGCCUGAGGGGUCCUCAGUUUCUAACACAGAAUCCGUCGGUGAAAGAACUGAGAGUCCUGACAUUUCACAGAGUAAGCAGGAUACUGAGAGAUCUGUUGCAUCACCAUUAAUGACCAGACCUUCAUUGGAGGAGAACAUUGUUCUUGGUGUUGCUUUGGAGGGCUCAAAACGAACUCUUCCAAUUGAGGAAGAAAUGGAUUCAUCUCCUUUCCCUUUAGAAUCGAAGGAAUUGGCUGCCAGCCAGAAUGCAGGACCAUCUCCUUCUGGCAAGGAUAAGAAAGACAGUCGUGACAGUUCCUAGCACCUCACAAAGCGAUUAGCAGGAUGAAGGUGACCAGAAGCUUGUUGUAGUUUAUGCCUCUUUAACCAUUAAAUUUAUGCAAGAACACGGCAGCUGUGUUUUUAAA